AUGGCAACGAAGUUGGUAGCCCUUCUGGCCAUCGGCCUGGCCCUCCUGGCCGUCUGCGAAGCCCGUCACGUGGGCGGCCACCGCAGGCAGCAGUUCGAGCAGCGCGCCCUCAUCGCCAAGCCGCACGGCGGGCCGCAGGGACGCGUCUUCCCCGGAGCCGUGGCCAUCAAGAAGCUGGUGCUGCUGAAGUUCAAGAAGAUCGUGCCCAUCUCCCUGAUCCUGCUCAAGUCGAGCAACGAGAACGAGGCCGAGCUGGUGCCGGUCUACCCCACCGACCAGAUCCCCGAGAACGUGCAGUUCAUCCCGACGCCGAACGGCAUCUCGGGCCACAAGGACGUCCAGGCCAUCGCCAUCCCCAGCGAGCUGCACGACCAGCUGCAGAUCAACGGCCUCUCCAACCUGGAGAACAUCGAGGCCCUGCUCCAGAGCAGCUCGAUCGCCGCCGCCGACAACGAGGGCGAGACCCCCGUGGGCAACAGCAUCGCCGUGGCCCAGCCCGAGGACCUCGUCCUCGAGCAGCCGGAGAACGACGAGGACCAGCUGCUGGAGGGCGCCUCCGUCCCCGCUUCCGCCGCCCCCGCUGCUGCCGCCCUGCGCCGCCUGUCCGCCGACGAGCUGCUCCGCUCCGGGGUGCGCAACUCCGCCCAGCAGCAGCAGACCAGCGUGGAGGAGAUCCCGCUGCUGCUCUACUCCUCCAGCGAGGGCGUCUCCGGCAGCUCCAGCAGCUCCGGCCGCCGCUUCGUGGCCGCCGCCCCAGCGAAGCGCCGUCGCCAGCAGUUCUACAACUAG
Drosophila ficusphila is the source of this 789-nucleotide messenger RNA. RefSeq lists its product as uncharacterized. Lineage: Eukaryota; Metazoa; Arthropoda; Insecta; Diptera; Drosophilidae. The transcript has 2 exons. The record is from RefSeq and is a predicted model, not a curated record. The coding region runs from base 1 to 789 and encodes 262 amino acids.